This is a messenger RNA of Anguilla rostrata (American eel), 982 nucleotides long. Its product is annotated as monofunctional C1-tetrahydrofolate synthase, mitochondrial-like. The coding region runs from base 122 to 982 and encodes 286 amino acids. Lineage: Eukaryota; Metazoa; Chordata; Actinopteri; Anguilliformes; Anguillidae. Gene Ontology annotation, molecular function: methylenetetrahydrofolate dehydrogenase (NADP+) activity; methenyltetrahydrofolate cyclohydrolase activity. Gene Ontology annotation, cellular component: cytosol. The record is from RefSeq and is a predicted model, not a curated record. The transcript has 7 exons. Gene Ontology annotation, biological process: tetrahydrofolate interconversion.
CGCUUCUUGACGCUUAUUGUGGCUUGCUACACACAACUGCCUGGGGUGUAGAUGCAUCUGUAGCCAUCUGUGUCUUCCUGGACGUUCGCAAUAUCACUGCUAGAGCCUUCCUUGUAUAACCAUGAGAUUAUCCGGCGCAUUUCGCAACGCUUGCCGUGGUUUUCCCACUGGAUCGGUGAGCCGGCCGCGAACCGGUGUCCGAGUUUUUGCCUCCAAGGGGACAUCGGUGCGGGUCGGUAGCAGCCAGAUAUUCACCCGGGAUGGCAGUUCUAGCGGCGGCGGUAGGUCUGCGGGAGCGGCAGUCAAAUUCGGAAAACACCAUGAACAAGCCGCUGCUUCGUCGUAUGACAUAUCUCUCAGGGAGCUCAUGCAGAGGACCAAGGAGGAGAUCACGUCUUUACAGAAGCGCUACCCGGCGCUCAAACCUGUACUCGCCAUCAUCCAGGCUGGGGAGGAUGACGCCCUGGUGGAGGUUAACAAGAAUUUGGCCGGGAAGAUUGGGCUGGAUGUCAUACAAAUCAGUUUGCCAAAGGAAUGUACUGAAGAUGAGAUAAUCGAGGAGGUGCUGAAGCUGAACGAGGACUGCAAAGUGCACGGCGUGGCGCUGCAUCUCCCGCAGCCCUCUCUCACGCGCCGGGUGCUCGACUCGCUGAAACCGGAGAAGGACGUCGACGGUGUGACAGACCUGAACAUCGGGAGGCUGGUCCGCGGAGACGUGGUGGAGAGCUUUGUUCCGCCGGUCGCCAGCGCGGUGGUGGAACUCCUUGGGAGACACGGUGAGGACGGCCAGACCUCGCGCGCGAAGUCACUGCCACCCGCAGAACCAACCUGCUACUCUGAUGGACGAAAGGAUGAUGGUUGGGAGAACAGACUCCCUAGUGGCCAGGGCAAGAUGCGGCCCAGUGGCAUGGGGGGAGCAGCCCUGGAGUGCACCUGCAGCCUGAGAACAGGCCACGGGCAUGGCGGAGCAGCGGAGCCCUGA